AGAGAAAGCAUGGGAGCAUGCGCAAGCAAGCCUAAUGUGUUAAAUGGUGAUGCUCCUGAAGACGCACUAGACAAUAUAGUUGCUAAAAAUGUGGAGGUUGUGGCCAAGGAAGAAUUGGUGAACAAGGAAGAUAUUGUCAUUGUCGAUGAUGAUGAUGUCGACCAUACCUCAUCUAAUGAAGAAGGAAAGGGCUCAAUAGAAGAGAAAGAGGAGACAUUAGUAAAAGCUAAUGAAGUAGCAUGCGGUGAGGAAGAUAAAUAUUCAGAGGUUCAGAAGGUUGUUGAUGAUGGUCCAAAAAUUGAUGCUAUUGAUGAUGACAAGAAAAUAGAACAUGUGAAAUCACAAACUCCUGAGGAGGAAGUCGUAAAACCAUCUAUGGAGAGUGAAAAUAAAAAGGAUGAUCAAGAGAAAUUACUAGAAGAAGCUCUUGUAAACAACACUAUAGAAGAAGUAAAACUUGCAUUUGAGGAUAACAAAAUUGAAGACAAGCUAGAUGUUGCGGAGGAUCUUAAUUCUGAUGCUCAGAAAAAUAAAAAAUACGAGAAGCCAGCAGUUGCGGAGAAUCUAAAUUCUGAUGCUCAGAAAAACAAAACAGACGACAAACCAGUUGCCACAAAGAAAGGAAAGUUUUGGUGGGAUAAGUAA
Molecule: messenger RNA, 645 nt
Organism: Solanum verrucosum
Lineage: Eukaryota; Viridiplantae; Streptophyta; Magnoliopsida; Solanales; Solanaceae
Exons: 2
Coding region: 10-645 (211 amino acids)
Source: RefSeq, a predicted model, not a curated record